CCUAAAAGAACGAAGUGAUACCACCACUCAAUACAUGCGCUGCCGAUACGCUGUAGCAUGAUGCGCCUGACGGCCGUCCAGAAGAAACUCCCCAAGAAUGUGUGUACAUGGGAGAACCAUCAUCCCUGAUCCGCUGAAAAUGCAACCAACGAUCCCUCCCAUGCCGAAUCCCCGCCUGUCAAUCGUGGCAGAUGGUAAGUCGCGAAACUCCAGUAUGACUCCAAAAUAUCAAGAAACGGAUAGGAUACCCAGAAAAGAAACAUUUGCAGAACAUGGAAAUAAUAAAGAAAAUAAAAAAAAAAACCGCCCCCUUCCAUUUGUGCAGACAAUCGUUCCAGAAUAUGCAUGGAAUCCGAUGCAGACAGAAAUCGAACAAAAAACGCUGAAUACUGCGAACGUCGCAGAGAAAAUACAGAGAGCCACCAUGCAAGUUGAGUUUAUAUAUAUGAAAAGCCAUGCCAGCAGUGACCCUGCUGCGUGGCAUGCGAUGGAGUCCAAAAAAAAAAAAAAAAAAA
Molecule: messenger RNA, 515 nt
Organism: Aspergillus wentii DTO 134E9
Lineage: Eukaryota; Fungi; Ascomycota; Eurotiomycetes; Eurotiales; Aspergillaceae
Exons: 1
Source: RefSeq, a predicted model, not a curated record